Pomacea canaliculata is the source of this 5127-nucleotide messenger RNA. Its product is annotated as WD repeat-containing protein 37-like. Gene Ontology annotation, molecular function: protein binding. Gene Ontology annotation, cellular component: preribosome, large subunit precursor. Lineage: Eukaryota; Metazoa; Mollusca; Gastropoda; Architaenioglossa; Ampullariidae. Bases 278 to 1816 code for a protein of 512 amino acids. The transcript is spliced from 13 exons. The record is from RefSeq and is a predicted model, not a curated record.
CGAAGGGAGAUAACUGCGCGCAUUAAGGAUUUUUCGGAGCUCUGGGACAGUCCAGCUAGGUAGGAUUCGUGCUGCAGAAGUUUACUGGUACUAACGGACUUUCUGAAGAAGCCACGCAUUGGAUGGUAGAACAAUAGCUGUUGCAUGCUGUCUGUUGUCUUGCGCGAUGUCGUCCCAGUAAUUUGAUCCACACCCAACAGUGAUAGAUCAACCAGCUGAGUGUUCAGGAGUUUCAUUGACUGGGCCGGCAGAGUAUAUUUGAUCCUAGAGCUUCAGCAUGCCAAUAGACCUCUCCACCGCUAAGCAGCAGCACCACCACCAUCAACAACAGCAGCAGCAACAACAUCCACCACCGCAGCAGCAGGGGAAGGGGAAAGGGGUACGCAUGAUUCGUCGCUAUCGCAGUCAUACUGAAGGCAGUCGGCCUGUUUCAACUCUUGGACACUACCGGGAGGAAAUGGAAUCAGAAGUAACCUUGCCCCCAGUUUUCAGGGAGAGGCUUGCAGAUCUGUUCUCACAGAUUGAGAAAGAAUUUGAAACACUGUAUGCCUCAAAUGUAGCAUUGCAAGAUCGCAUAGAUGCUUUAACAGAACGCCUCGAGGUGUGCAGCACAGCUGGAGAUGAAAAGCCCACCCGAGAGGUGCAGGAUGUAGUAGACUAUAGUGCUAAGACUAAACGAGCAGGUGCACAGUUGUCUCAAAAGAUCAAAACAACUUACAAAGCCUCCACUAGCAAACUUGUCUCUAGUUUCCGUGCACCUAAUACUGCAUACUCCCUGGUGCGCAACUACCGCGGGCAUCGAGAUGGUGUUUGGGAGGUCACAGUGUCAUGUUUUUCACAUCAGGUCGUUGGAACUGCUUCCGCAGAUCACACUGCACGCUUGUUCUCCAUUGAGAGUGGAACGUGUCUGCUUGUAUAUGCUGGGCAUCAGGGUUCUGUCAAUGCCAUCCGCUUUCACCCCAACCAAGACCUAGUCCUGACUGCUUCUGGUGACCACACAGCCCACAUAUGGCGUGCACAGUUUUCAGCACCACUGGCUGUGCCUGACGGUCAUAAAUCUCAUUCAUCUGGAGAGGAUGAGAUAGAUGUUUCAGAAAAAGAAGAUGGCACAGAUGGAGAGUACGGAGAACAUAUUUCAGACUGCCAGACAGUUCGCAACCACCUGCUGGAGCUUAAUGCACACUCAGAUGUACUUAUUGCUGCUGACUGGCUGGCAGGUGGGGCACAGGUUAUCACAGCUUCCUGGGAUCGCUCUGCCGCCCUGCAUGAUGCAGACACUGGCGAUGUCAUUAAUGUCUUGACAGGUCAUGACCAGGAGCUUAGUGAUGUACAUGCCCAUCCUACACAGCGCCUUGUUGUCACUUCCUCCAAAGACAUGACCUUUCGGCUGUGGGAUUUCAGGGACUCUGCUCUUUUGGUCAACGUAUUUCAAGGCCAUACUCAACCAGUUACAUCAGCAGUGUUUGCCAGUGGGGAUAAAGUAGUGUCUGGCAGUGAUGACCGCACUGUGCGAGUAUGGGACAUGCGCAACAUGAGGUCUCCAAUUGCCACCAUCCGCACCGACUCAGCAGUUAACAGAAUCUCUGUCUCACCUGUGCAAAACCUUAUUGCCAUCCCCCACGAUAACAGGCAUAUUCGCCUUUAUGACAUCAAUGGUGUGCGUAUUGGUCGUCUUCCCCGCAGCAAUAGACAGGGACACAGCCGCAUGGUAUGUGCAGUCAGUUGGGCAGAUGAGGCAGCAGCAACCAAUCUGUUUUCCUGUGGCUUUGACCGACAAGUGCUGGGAUGGCAUGUCAGUACCCAGGUGAAGGAGUAAAGUUCAGCUCAGUCAGGUUGUGGUCACGCCAUCGACACAUGAUCCUUCACCUUGUCCGGGCAGGCCUAGGCAUGCCAAACAGGUUGUGUAGAUGUCCUUUAUUCCACCAACUUAUCGUGUGUCCGUCUGACUGUCUCUUUGUAAGAAUUUUCCAAGAGGCUGCUGUUUGCUUUAUUGUAGCCAUUACCUGAAGGCAUGUGAUGAUUAGGAAAGGUUUCAGCCAGAAUCAGAAUAUAGAUUGAGUGAUAUUGCAAGUGCUGGCCUAUCACCAAAUGUUUCCAUGAACGUAAGUUCAUGCUGGUAAAGACGAUGCUUUUUCUGCCAGUGAUAUCACACUGUGGAAGGUAUAGAAAGGCAGAAUGACACAUUUUUUUUAAAGUCGGACCACAGUGAUUGUGCCACAAAGAAAUAUAUCUUCAGCUUUGGUGAAUUGUUGUAAUUUCUUAAAUAGAUAGCAACUUUGCCAUGACAUAGCAACUUCAUAAAAAUUAUGGCAUCUGAUUUUUUUUUCUUCACGUCUUUGUUUUUGAAGCAGCAUUUAUAGUGUCUUUAGGCUGAAAAUUAUGCUUGUGCAAAUUAGAAAACUUGCACCAUUUUUCUUAAACUUGUUAAAGAAAUAGUAGCGACUCAGAUUUUGACCACUUCUUUUAGCUUUGUGCUGUCACCUUUAUUUAAAGGGCCACACUUUCAGUGCAUGUAUAUCAAUAACACUUUACAGAAAAUUUUAUAAUCAAAUUCUGCGAGUAACUUUACAGGUUUUGGUUGUUUUUUUUUUUUUAACAAAUUUAUGUGCAAUUUUAGAGAUGUUCUUUCACACAAUAGCAUUUUGAUUUAUAAAUUUUUAUUCAUAUUGUGAUGGCAGGGUCUUUUGUAUCAUCUGAUAUCAUUUGUCUAUAGACAGGCUAAUAAAAAAAUCUACUUUAUUUAGAAUAACCACAUGCACACAUGCUAAAUUGUGGAUUUUGACCAUGCGUUAGGUUGAGCUGCAGCAGGAGAUGGUUCUGCUGCAGAUGUUUGUGAAACAAAAUGUGACUAAUUUUGCAGUUUGAAUAGAGAAAAGGGAGCAAGUUCUGAAGUGAAGUGGGGGAAUCAGAAGUUGAUUGCUCAAUUAAUCAUUUAGUGUAGAUCUUUGGCAGACAUAAAACAGUGUAGUCUGCCAAGGAGUAAAAAUAUCCAACGGGUGGAUAAGCACUGAGUAUGCUCAUUGUGGAAGUAACUGGCAGUUAAUUGCUUGCAGCUUCCCACUGGGAAAGAAGUAAAAGGUGACAGCACACCUGUCCUUCUUUCAAGCCUAGCCUGGUAGUAGGUCAGCAUCUGGAAUUUAGGACUUGGGGGGAAGUGUUAAGUGAUUAAAAUUACCCACAUUUUGUCUUCUUGUGCUUCUUUCUGUCCUAACCCUCACAAACAGUCCCAUUACGAGUUUGCUAAUCCUCACUGUCGUACAAGAGUUGACAUAUUUUGGAAUACUUUAUGCUCAAAAUGUAUUUGAGACCUGUUAAAGGAGGUGCCAGUUGGGAGUGAAUGUUAUUUUUGUGAAUGUUGUAAUUUCUCUGUCACAGAUUUGUGGUGGUCUGUUCUUUCAUUCCAGUCUCAGCAUAUGCAUGGUUUACUAUCUCUAUUAUUUGUGAUAAGGCAAAUCUUGAAGACAGCACUUUAUUUUUGAAAUUCUUUUAGCUGGUGUCAUUGUGUGUUUUGUAGACAGCUUCAGUUUUUUUCAAACCAGAAGGGUAAACAGAACUGAAAGUUAUGCGCCUAGGCAAACUUUCAGAAAACCUUUCAGAAUCUCAGAUUGAGACAUGCAGUUACUUUCUGCCUGUUUUUGUGCAAUAUGCAGCUUGUGUUGGCCCAGCAUGCAUGUACUAAUUCUAUAACUAUUGUACUUCUGGGUACAUUUGUACAGUUUCUUCUUGUUAAUAAAGGACGAAAUGUCCAUAAGCAGGUAUAGUGUAUGCUGUUUCUUUGUUUCAGUUUUGUUAUUUAUGUAUACUUUGUUUCUUUUGUUUCAGUUUUAUGUUUUUAUUUAUUUAUAGACAAACAUGGGAUGAAUGGGCUUUCAUUUCUUUUUAACAGAUGUAUAUUUUCUGGGAAGAUUUCUUUAGUUCCUGUUAUUCACAGGAGUGUGAAUAGAAACUUGUGAAGCCUGUGACAGUUCUGAAAGGCUUUUUUAAAGUGUAAAAUGUAUAAGAUGCCUGUGGCAUGAAUAAGAGAUGAAUAAUAAUGUAAAGUUGAAUGAAUGUGCCAAACAUGUCAAAGUCAUUUCAGACUUAUUGUUGUUGACAAAUAUUCCUGUAUUACAGAAACCUUCCAUUAAGCUUUUCCUCAACAUUGAUUAACUUUUGGGAGAUGUACUUGUAAAUCCUAUGUUUUGCAUAACAUGGGAACUAAUGGGAUAAAACCCAGAUCAAGCCAACUGCAACCAAACUUCAGUUUUCAAUGUAUGAUUCUUUGAUUUCAAGUUUUUGCCUGUUACAGUCUCAAAACAUGUAGUAGGCAGUUUUACUCUCUGUCUAAAAAUCUGCCAAAAAAGAGUACUGCUUAACAACUUAGCAUCAUCUGGAAAAACACAAUCACACACACUGCCCUAGUUAUUUCCAACAUAAUAUAUGGAAACUGAGAUGACUUCAGAAUUGUGUGGAAUCUCUGGCAAGGGUGGACACAGUAUUCCAUUUAUAACAAUUUUCUCUUAAAUGUGGUAAUUUGAUUUUUUUUCCUGCCCACACCUUUGCUGGCUGUUCACUAUUAUUACUGGAACUUUGUAAAUAUUUUUGUCAGCACAAGUGUUGUGCACCAUUUGCUAUGAUCACAUCUUCACUUAAAUUAUCUUCUGCUUCAAAAUGGCCUGAGUAUAUUAAGCUUCCCUAGUCUGAACAUUAUGUUUCCUUAAAAAAAAGUUUAACUCUCUGUUGUUGUUUUUUUUUUUUUUUUUUGGAAGCACAUUUUGCAAAAUUUGUCUCUUAGAGCAUAAAGGUUGUUAAAACUGAAACAUGGCUAGCUUUGAUGAACUCUACGCAUCUUUAUAUUUAGAGGGUGAAAGCUGAAGCUUUUCUAAUAAAUUUUCCACAGGCUUCACCUAAGUAUCAAAUGUAAAACCCAUCGCAUUUGACUGAGGUUCCAUAUAUCAGCUACGUCUGUGGGUUUGCCUUUGUGCAGCUGCAAAUCUGUAGUGUCCUUUCUCUCCCUUUCCUGUAACUGUAGAAAUGUGGCUGUUGAUUUUGUAAUACAGUAGAAGUUUGGCAUUGCUAGAAGUAUUCAUGGGUGGACAAUAACAAGUUAUUGAGAAGCAUUGGUGUAAUAAAGAAUGUUUUAUCACA